AUGGUUCAUCCCCAGCAAGUACAGGGAAAGCUCUACAAUUUCCUAUCAAAGUCAGAGCUCAAAAAAACAGAUGUCGUCUUCGAUACAAAUGUCACAGACCUGGUACGCAUACACAUGGUUAUCUGUCUUGGUACUGUGCCUACUAGGCCCGAUUAUGUGAAAGUGAUGACUAUCACUACAUCUCUCAAAGAAGGCCAUGAAUAUCUUCCUAUCGCUCCCGUUCGCAAGCGCCCCUACCCCAUCCAAAUCAAGCUUCGUAAUAACCAUGGCUGGGUCUGGGCUCGCGGCCAACAAACUCUUCUCAUCACCACUCUUUCCGAACGCUCGUAUCUCAAGAUCGACGAAUUCUACGAGGUCCCGGAAGUGAUGGAUGAUUACGGUAUCCCAUUAUCCAUUCCGGCUAAGCAUCAUGGAGGCCUAGCCGAGCUUAAACUGCACAUUAGUCGUCGUGAUUCGGAACGCAAUUAUGAGAAAUUAUGCCGCGACGCGCACGAUCAAGAUGAUCUGCUCGAAGCAAUGGGAAAUCUGAAUUUGGAUUCCAAAGUCGAGAAACUGGGCUGA
Molecule: messenger RNA, 561 nt
Organism: Botrytis fragariae
Lineage: Eukaryota; Fungi; Ascomycota; Leotiomycetes; Helotiales; Sclerotiniaceae
Exons: 3
Coding region: 1-561 (186 amino acids)
Source: RefSeq, a predicted model, not a curated record